AUGGGACCCCCGCCACCGCCUCCUCCACCCCCUCUACUCUUAUCCUCAACGACACUACCAUCUGGCGGGUGGAAGGCAGCGCAGUCACAGCGACGUAACAACAAUUCCAUACCUGCGCCGUCCGACAAGACCCGUCCCGCAGUGGACAGUGCGGCAUUACAGCACGCAGCCGCUCGCUUGCGCAAGACCGGCUACUACGAACAGAUUCGAGGUGACGUCCGCGAUCUAUCGAUGACGAGUGGACGGAUCGGCGAUGAACGCGACCAGAGGUGGGGCACAUGGUCGCAGCGUCUCGAGCUGAUCAUCGGCUGCCGUUGUCGACCGUGUCUGACGGAAAUCGGCCGUACGGCUCGCAGCUCAAUAAGCUGGAACGCGAUCCGCCCAGAGAACAGGUUUAUGCUGCGCCCACUCAUUCCUACCACACUGAUUCGAUCGGCAACGUACGUGGAAAUUCCAAUUCGAGCAACACGGUCGAGCCGAUGCUACCAUCCAGCUUCGAUGCCGUACCAAAAAAUCUAUACCAGACCUUUAAUAACCCCUCAUCUAAGUCAUUUAUCGAAAACAAGCUUGAACCGCCACUGCCGACAUCGCAUCGACCCACACCGACUUUCCAAACUUACACUGCCCCUAUACGUACUGUACAGCAUUCGCCACACAGAAAUGUCUUCAACGCUUCCCCUCGACCCUACACGCCACCCAUACAGCAUGAGACUCAAUCAUCCCAUGUAUCGUCGUAUAUACAGGAACCCUAUAGCAUAUGCCCCGCCUCAUUAUGAUAGUAAGCCCUAUGCACCACGUCCGUACAGUCCAAGAUCGCAUUCGGCACAAUACUCCACGCCGCAGCAAGAAAACAGCACCUACAAUUAUCAGACCUACACGAAAGAGACGUCCCGCCGUGAAGAACAACAGAAAACUCGUCCAUCAACGGUGCAGUGGGAAACGCCCUAUGUGCGAGCUUCAUCGCCGAUUCGUGAUCCACACGCUCGCAUCCGAGAAUUCGCCACUAACACUUAUGUGGAGCCAGAACCACCAAGAAGUCAAGAGUAUGUGCAUACAGUUAGGCGUGAGACUCACACCACUCGAAAUGCUCCGAACGACUUUGCGACGACACUUCGAAACCAGGGUCUCACUGCUUCACAACGCGAAGCCAAUCAGCAUCAGGCAAGCACCCUGCGGCGUGAUCAUCUGCCCUUCAAUGCGGAUCACAUUUACAAGGUCAGAUGGCACACAUUAUAUGAUCUCGACCUCCGACCAUGA
Molecule: messenger RNA, 1257 nt
Organism: Ostertagia ostertagi
Lineage: Eukaryota; Metazoa; Nematoda; Chromadorea; Rhabditida; Trichostrongylidae
Source: the annotation of a GenBank genome assembly